Molecule: messenger RNA, 2982 nt
Organism: Mus musculus (house mouse)
Lineage: Eukaryota; Metazoa; Chordata; Mammalia; Rodentia; Muridae
Gene: Kbtbd6
Product: kelch repeat and BTB (POZ) domain containing 6
Exons: 1
Coding region: 222-1682 (486 amino acids)
Source: RefSeq, marked validated
GCUUUUGCGGUGUCGUCCGCGCUGGUGUGAAGAUGCUGGCCGUCGGCUACGCGAUAAAGGGAGGCGGCUCCGCCCCGAAGGCCCAACUGAGUAAUUGCGGCCGCGAGCGGAGUCUGUUCUGGGUCGCCGCUGUGCCGCCCCUGUGUUGGCGAGGGAGGCGUGAGGAGGAGCCAGGCGUCUGCAGCCGUUCUCGCCCUCGGCGCCCCGCCGCCAUCUCCACCAUGCAGUCCCGGGAAGACGCCCCGCGCUCUCGCCGCCUCGCCAGCCCCCGCGGCGGGAGGCGGCCCAAGAGGAUUUCCAAGCCCUCGGUGUCGGCCUUUUUCACGGGCCCGGAGGAAUUAAAGGACGCGGCCCAUUCCGCAGCCCUCCUGGCACAGCUCAAGUCUUUCUACGACGCGCGGCUGCUGUGCGAUGUGACCAUCGAGGUGGUGACGCCUGGCAGCGGGCCGGGCACGGGGCGCCUCUUCUCGUGCAACCGCAACGUGCUGGCGGCCGCUUGCCCCUACUUCAAGAGCAUGUUCACGGGGGGCAUGUACGAGAGCCAGCAGGCCAGCGUGACGAUCCACGACGUGGAUGCCGAGUCCUUCGAGGUCUUGGUGGACUACUGCUACACUGGUCGCGUGUCGCUCAGCGAGGCCAACGUGCAGCGCCUGUACGCGGCCUCGGAUAUGCUGCAGCUGGAGUACGUGCGCGAAGCCUGUGCCUCCUUUCUGGCUCGCCGCCUUGACCUGACCAAUUGCACUGCCAUCCUCAAGUUUGCCGAUGCCUUUGACCACCACAAGCUGCGAUCUCAGGCCCAGUCCUUCAUAGCUCACAACUUCAAGCAGCUCAGCAGGAUGGGGUCCAUUCGGGAGGAGACGCUGGCAGAUCUGACCCUGGCCCAGCUGCUGGCCGUCCUGCGUCUGGACAGCUUGGAUGUAGAGAGUGAGAAGACUGUGUGUCAUGUGGCGGUGCAGUGGCUGGAGGCUGCUCCCAAAGAGCGGGGUCCCAGUGCUGGGGAAGUCUUUAAGUGUAUUCGUUGGGCGCACUUCCCUGCAGAAGAGCAGGACUACCUAGAGGAGCUACUGAGCAAGCCUAUUGUGAAGAAAUACUGCCUGGACAUUAUUGAAGGGGCUCUCCGGCAGUUUCGUUUUGAUGAUGGUCUGCCUAAGGCUUUGGCACAGAUUCCAAGCAACAGCAACAAUAGCAAUAGUAAUAAUAAUGACACCAGCAACACUGUUGUCCCAGCAGAAGAAAAUCCACCCCAUAGGUUAGGGAUGUGUGUGAAGAGAAUGAUGGUUUUCUGUGGACACCCCAAACAUCACUUUUUCUGCUUUGACCCAUACUCUGAGGAAAUUUACAAAGUGUCCUUGCCUGUGACUUGCCUUGCACACACUAGAACUCUCACCACCUUAGCUGUCUAUAUUUCUCCAGACCAUGACAUCUGUCCCACUGUUCAGUCCAGGAGAGGUGUAUGGGUAUAUAAGCCAGCCCAAAAUAAUUUGUAUCAACUGACUGACCACUUGCUGUGUCCGGAGGGUAUGGAUAUGACAUAUCUGAAUGGUUACAUUUACAUUUUGGGUGGACGAGACCCUGUUACUGGAGCUGAAUUAACAGAUGUGGGACGCUACAGUGUCCAGAAGAACAGGAGGCCAUUAGUGGCUCAAUUACCACAUUCCUUUACAUCCUUUGACUUUUGGUGAUUCUGUGUCCUCUGCAGCACACAUUUGCUAUGGAAUGAAUGGUCCAAGCCAUAUCAAGUAGCUGAAGUUUGUUUCUCUGAAGCUCAGUGACUUGUGAAGCCUAUGUCUUCAUUGAUGACAUCUCUUGUAUCAUUGACAUCCCAGUAAUGAAAGUAUACAAUCCAGUUACUGUAGAAUGGAGACAAAUAAAUAUUCCUUUCAUGAUAGGGACUAGUGGUUAUUAGAUUAUCACACGUGACCAAAAACUGUUACUUAUCACCUCAUGUACCCCUGUACCCUUGACAAAGAGUAGGAUGACUCUGUAUGACAGUGGAGAAAACUAGUAGUUUAAUAUAGGUUCCACAUUAGGCCUCUUGAAGUUUGAUAUUUUUUUCUUUUCCUUGUAUCUCAGCCCAUGUGUUUCUGCUUUGAACCUGACCAGUUUCCUGGCUGAAGAACAGAUAACUAGUGUAGUUUCACUAAAUACAGAAAUUCAGAAAGUUCAAAUUCUUUUUAUGAUGUAGAUUUUGGUGUAGAUAGUGUAUUAUUGAAAUUUACCAGACCAACAGUCUUUGUUGCAAUUCUGUAGAAAAUGCUUGAGAAAGGCAUCUUUACUUAUUCAUAGUAUAAGGGAGUUAAUUGAAAGUUUUGUUUAGAAGAAUUAAUUCUUGAAAUAUAUAAUUCAAUGUGAAAAUGUUAGCACUCUAGUUACUUAACAACUUACUGAGCCACAAAUCCAGAAGUUUGCUAUUAUAUUUAUAUUUCAUUAUAUUAAUUUAUAUUUUUAGUUUUAUUUUGUAUUUAGUGCUACAGAUGGUAUAAGUUUUUAAUUUAAAAUUUUUAUGGUAGAAAAGUGUUUGUAUAGUAAUUACUAGCUAGUGUUUUGGAAGAUAAUAUUCUUAUGAACAAUGUAGUAGGUUUUCACAGUGUUAAACUGUCUGUCUGUUUGUCCAUCUACCUACCUACCUAUCUCUAGAAGAAGUGACUUGUCUCAGAGCAAGGAUAUACUGACUGCAAUACCCUGUUUUUUUCUGUAUGUUCUGAAUGUUCUGUAUGAGGUUUGCUAAUCUUAAGAAAUUCCACAAAGCUUUAUGUAGGAUCCAUUAAAUCAAAGGUCAAUAUGAACUGUUAUGUCUAAAAUGGCUUGCGUCAGAACUGACCACCUGACAGCACUUCCUUCACCUGCAUAUGAACUUGUGAUUUUUAUCUUUAUAAGCUGACAGAAAAAGAUAUCCAUUGUCACAGUUCAGAUAAUUCUGAAUUAUGUUUCCAGUCUGGCCAGUAGUAGGGUGGGCAUUCAAUAAACUAUCCUUGCUUAACU